AUGGAUUUUACGCCAAAAUUUUUCUUUGCCGCUUUCCUCAAGAACCCAGACAUGGCGGCUGCUGUCGAACGCCGAUAUUGGUCUACGCCAGUUGGAAUUCCCUCCACUAUCCGACUUGUCAAAACCAUUCGUAACAACAUUCAGGAGAAUCGUGAGGGAACAACUGCAUGGCAUGACUUCAUUCUCAAUGAGGCCUCUAUCAUUGUUCAAAACGAGAACCCUCCGACCGGUUAUUUUCCCAAGGGUGGAUAUUACAGCUCCGAGAAGAUCAGGGCCAACUUUUUUGAUUCCAAUGCAAAGGGCCUGCGCGAUCAAGAGCUUGUGGAGCAGCACAUGCCCUUUUUGUUCAAACUUGUCACAAACAAAAUGUGCCUCGAUUUGACUCCUCCCCCAAUGGACCCAUCUGACAGACUUGAUGACGAAGAUGUCCCGCUUGAGAAUUCUGACGCUGACAAACACGAGCCUGAUCUCUUUGGUGAUGGACCUAAUGCUCUUCCAGAUCGUCAGCAGCGAGUGAUCACUGUAAGCUCUCUUUUCACAUUCUCAUUGAAUUAUUGA
Messenger RNA from Puccinia triticina, 558 nucleotides. RefSeq lists its product as uncharacterized. The transcript is spliced from 2 exons. Bases 1 to 558 code for a protein of 185 amino acids. The record is from RefSeq and is a predicted model, not a curated record. NCBI's taxonomy places the organism in Eukaryota, Fungi, Basidiomycota, Pucciniomycetes, Pucciniales, Pucciniaceae.